Messenger RNA from Sinocyclocheilus grahami, 1494 nucleotides. Its product is annotated as TSC22 domain family protein 2-like. NCBI's taxonomy places the organism in Eukaryota, Metazoa, Chordata, Actinopteri, Cypriniformes, Cyprinidae. The record is from RefSeq and is a predicted model, not a curated record. The coding region runs from base 1 to 1494 and encodes 497 amino acids. The transcript has a single exon.
AUGUCUAAGAUGCCGGCUAAGAAGAAGAGUUGCUUUCAGAUCACGAGUGUGACUCAGGCUCAAGUCGCGGCCAACAACGCGACCGACGACGCCGAGAGCCAGGAUGACCCGGAUGAGUCCCGGACAGAGGACGUGUCCUCCGAGAUAUUUGACAUGUCCAGGGCUGACUAUGGGCCUGAGGUAUGUGACAGGAGCUCCUCAGAGGAGACUUUGAAUAAUGUGGGUGAAUCAGAGGGGCAGUUGCCCGCUGGCGCCCCUCUGAACGGCGGGUUUAGCCCACGCAACCUGGGUCACCAGGGCAUCCAGGCCUCUGGGACUCAAGCGGCGCAAGUCAUCAGUUCAUCAAGCGCGACGACUGUAACCAGCUGCAGUUCUCGCUUCAGGGUCAUUAAGCUUGACCACGGCACCGGAGAGCCUUUCAGGAGGGGCCGGUGGACCUGUAUGGAGUAUUACGAGAAGGACCCCGAGGGCUCUGUGAUGAGCAGGACUGUGGAUAGUAUAAGGCACACCAAUGUGACAGAGCCUGGAGCGGAUAGAGACAGUGGGCUCGGGGCCACCGUCGGGUCCGUUAUGGCUCAGGUGGCGCUUGAUGUAAGUUCCGACGGGUCGUCUUUCACCGGCCCGCCACAUAAUCUAGAACUGCACAUGCAUGGGUCACCUGAGUCCUUUAGUAAUAAGCCAGUUCCGGGCAGCUCUCAUGUCGCUGUCCCUCACGGUCUCCACGAUGGAGGACACCCUGGCACCCACCUUCAGAAGUCUCCCAGCAUCCCUCCUCCUCAAGUGCAGCCGCUGCUUUAUCAACCCCAGCCUAUUACGCACCAACUGCAAAGCCAGCCAGCUCUGAUAUCAACAAGUCAGCCUGAUUACGGCCUGCACAACAUGCCGAUUACAGUCACCCAGACUCUCCCUGGGGUGAGCCUUUCCGUCGGACAUGCCUUCAGUCAGGGGUCGUCCCCCCUUCCGACCCCGGCCACAGGAGGGGUGCAAGUCCUGGGUACAGUAGAAAUGUCUGGAGUCCCUGGAGGUGUUCCCUUAGGGAGCCAGCCGGUGGCAUCUGUCCCAAAUCUGGUGCAGCAUCCUGCGGUGGGGCUGUUGAGCAGCAUCGUCCCUAUGGUGUCCAUUCAGCAGCAAACGGUGGCACAAUACCAGGCCUCAGGAGUAAUGCAUGGUUUAUCGACAACUCCACAAAGCACUCUGAGCUUGCCCGUAGCAGUUGGUGGCAUGCUCACUGCUGUGCCAGGAUCUGCUACGGUACCCAAUACCUCUACACACAGCCAUGCAUCCCAGUUUCCCCGCAGUGGGGCGGCAGCGGGCACGGGCACCAGCGUCUUCAGUCAGACGGAUGAGAGUCAGAGGAUGUCUGAUGCGUCUGCGCAGGUUCACAGUAAAGACAUGGUCAAGCCCUUAAUCACAGAAGGCCUGCAGUUUCCCAAUCCGGUUGUCAACAGUCUUUUCGGAAUACCCAUUCCCAUUGAUGGGGAGGAGGACAGGUGA